AUGGCGCCUGUCAGCCUCCUGGCGCGGCUUCGAACGCUCUAUUCCAAGAAUUAUGAUGAACCGGCCAUUUCGGUCCACACAGCUGCUUUUUUCUCGGUAUGCAUCUCUGGUCCCAGCGCUCGCAUCCCCAUGCAUGUACUUCUAACAUUGUUUUACGUGGUGCCCUUCUAUAUAUCUCCCACCACACGUCCGUCUCCCACACUCAGCCGAGAUGCUCCUUCCGUGAUUCGAGCAAGGAUUAGGGCAGUAACGUGGUCUUGUUCGGUUAGUACCCUUGCGGUCCUAUGGCUGAUCAUUGCCAAAAAGCAUGCUUCUUUCUCGGAGGCUUUAAGGCUCCUUGGUUGGUGGCCCAUUAGCCUCUGGGACAUUAGCCGUGCCUUGCUUCUCACGGCCGUCCUAUUCACUGGGCCUCUUUUUGAGCGUGGCAUUGCCGAGGGUGAAUGGGGAGACUGGAUUAAGGGUGGCCGGAUCUCCGAAACUCUUUAUGGUUGGAUUGGAUGGCGAAACUAUGUCGCAGGACCGAUUACCGAGGAGAUCAUGUUCCGGUCUGCCAUCGUGCCUCUCCAUCUGCUAGCCAAAGAUCGCCCCGACCACAUUGUUUUUGUGGCACCACUCUACUUUGGAAUUGCUCAUGUGCAUCAUUUUUAUGAGUUUCGCUUGACUCAUCCAGACACCCCUAUCGUUGCUGCAUUGCUCCGCUCGCUGUUCCAGUUUGGUUAUACCACCAUUUUCGGCUGGUAUGCUACCUUUCUGUAUAUCCGGACCGGUUCACUGCUGGCAGUGAUUCUUGCGCACAGCUUCUGCAACUGGUGCGGACUCCCUCGGCUUUGGGGAAGAGUUGAGGCCGGCGUACCUCUCGGGCCACCCUUGACCAGAGGGAAAGAAGAUUCCGACCCGGGCCGUGUAUACAUCACUUCUGGUAAACUUGGUCUGGGCUGGACGGUCGCCUACUAUAUACUCCUUGUGACGGGAGCCAUUGGCUUCUGUUAUGCCCUGUGGCCACUGACUUAUUCAUCCAACGCGCUUGCCACAUUCUCGGGCAUGUCCAGAGAAUGA
Molecule: messenger RNA, 1056 nt
Organism: Aspergillus clavatus NRRL 1
Lineage: Eukaryota; Fungi; Ascomycota; Eurotiomycetes; Eurotiales; Aspergillaceae
Product: CAAX prenyl protease RCE1
Exons: 4
Coding region: 1-1056 (351 amino acids)
Biological process (GO): CAAX-box protein processing
Cellular component (GO): endoplasmic reticulum membrane
Molecular function (GO): metalloendopeptidase activity
Source: RefSeq, a predicted model, not a curated record